Eublepharis macularius is the source of this 1584-nucleotide messenger RNA. RefSeq lists its product as uncharacterized. The coding region runs from base 63 to 839 and encodes 258 amino acids. The transcript has 6 exons. NCBI's taxonomy places the organism in Eukaryota, Metazoa, Chordata, Lepidosauria, Squamata, Eublepharidae. The record is from RefSeq and is a predicted model, not a curated record.
UGGGCAGGAGAGGGGUGGGGAGAGGAUCCCGAGAGAGCCGCUGGGCAGGCACUGCUGCCGCCAUGGGCUCCUGGCUGCUCUGGGGCUUGGUGGCCGCCUUCGCUCUGGCUGCUUUCACUGCUCUGGGGCAGGGGGCAGAGCUGCGGGACGCUGCUUGGGAGGCAGAGGGUGAGCCCAGCAAAGACGACUUGACGACUCUGCGACUCUACAGCACCACCCACCCCCUGCGACGCCAGAGGAACAGAACCAAGAACUACCGGACCGGCAGCCUGUCUGUCCUGAGCAGAAUUGCCAUAGAAGACUUGGGCCUUUUGGAAGAGGAGAAAGAGAGAAACAUCAGCCGACCAGAGAGGGACGCCGUCGCUGCAGAUCCUUGUCUGGGGUGCUGUGGGACUCCCAACCGUCCAGGAAGCAGAGAGCCCUCUAAAGGGGAUCCAGGACCCCUGGGCAACAUCCCCACCGCUGCUACGCCAAGAGGAAACGGGACUCAGGGAAAUUUCCGUCCUGGUGCUUACACGCCCAUGAGAAUGGCACGGAAGACUGGAUCCCUUUCUCAGAUACUCUGGAACCACUCCAGGGAAGCCAGCCCCAAUCGUGAUCGCUGCCAAGGAUGCUGUGGGGCGAAUGCAACAACCAGUGCCAAACCCCCGGAGAGAAGAGAGGAGGGGAAAGGCUCCCGCAAUAACCCUUCUUUGGGGAGGAAGAGAAGAGAGAGCAGCAGGGCGUGGAGGCGGCGUUGCACCUGGAAGGGGAUUCCACGCAGUUGUGUCGCUUCUGUUCUUUUCAACAAAACUUGUGCAGAUGAAUUUCCCACUGGGCUUGGGCCCUGUAAAAUGUAGUACUUUGCUGUCUUUUAAAAAAGCCUCUCUCCUUCUCUGUCUUCAUUGGAAUGAAGGCGAGUGCCUUCCCGGAGCAACAGCAUACCGCGCUUGCCCCAGUCUCUCCCAUCCAACACAUGAAGAUGCAGGAACAUCAAACACUUUAGCUUCCAAAGCAACUGUCUUAUCUGAGGCCUUCUGUGAGGCCACACACAAUAGCCAGGAGCCUUGAGAUCUGCAGAUGACGGCCUGCUCUAGAGACACCUUUGGAUAGAUGCUGCCAGAGUCAAGGCCUUGUCUGUGGUGGCUCCAACAAUAUGAAAUGUUUCCCCUCUGAUGUCCACCUGCUCCUGUCACAGUUUCAUGUUGGGGAAGCUAUUCGUUUCCAACAGGCAUUGAGUUGAAUGGAUGGAUUGGUUUUACUGUGGCUGUCUUUAAGCUUGCUUUCAUGGUUUCAUGGCGGGAGCGCUUAUGAACUGGAUUUUAAUGGAAGACUUUUGAUGUUCUUAGUCAGAUGUUUUAUGAUUGUUGUCUUAUCCCAGUUGUGAAUGUUAUGAAAGUUAAACAGCAGGACAUAAAUUCAGUAAAGCAAAAUAAUAAGAACAAUAUAUAAGAAAAAUAAGAAUAAGAAAACAAGACUGACAAUCUCUCCGGCUUUAAAAAUCUGUGCUGGCAUUUGUAAAAUAAUAUUAUGGAUCUCUGAUGGAACUGUCAGUUUUUUUAAAAAAAUACUGUAAAAAUAGGUCAAUAAAAGCUGCAGUAUUUA